AUGACAGCCGCAGUAGCAGCAGCAAAACAAACCAAACUUGGUAUUGAAUUUAAAAAAGAAGAAAAUCUUGCUGAUUGGUAUGGACAAGUUAUACGUAAAGGUGAAUUAAUUGAAAAUUAUGAUGUAGCUGGAUGUUAUAUACUUCGUCCAUGGGCAUAUUUUAUUUGGGAACAAAUAAAAGCUUUUAUCGAUGCUGAAAUUACUGAAAUGGGUGUACAAAAUUGUUAUUUUCCAUUAUUUGUUUCUGAUGCUGCACUUCAUCGAGAACAAACUCAUAUUGCCGAUUUUUCUCCAGAAGUUGCUUGGGUAACUAAAUCAGCAUAUGCUAAAUGGAUACAAUCUCAUCGUGAUCUUCCAUUAAAAUUAAAUCAAUGGAAUAAUGUUGUUAGAUGGGAAUUUAAAAAUCCUCAACCAUUUCUUCGUACAAGAGAAUUUCUUUGGCAAGAAGGUCAUACAGCAUGGGCUACAAAAGAAGAAGCUUCAGAAGAAGUUUAUCAAAUUCUUGAUUUAUACACAAGAGUUUAUACAGAUUUACUUGCUAUACCAGUUAUUAAAGGACGUAAAACAGAAAAGGAAAAAUUUGCUGGUGCAGAUUGGACAACAACAAUUGAAGGUUAUAUUGCUGCUAGUGGAAGAGGAAUUCAAGCGGCAACAUCACAUCAUUUAGAUCAAAAUUUUUCGAAAAUGUUUGAUAUUACAUUUGAAAAUCCACAAAUAAAAUGA
Messenger RNA from Adineta steineri, 723 nucleotides. The record is from the annotation of a GenBank genome assembly. Lineage: Eukaryota; Metazoa; Rotifera; Eurotatoria; Adinetida; Adinetidae.